AUGGAAUCAGCGAUAGAUUUGAAUCUUCAGGGAAUCACACUAAAGGCUGCCAUCGUCUGCAGCAGCUCUGAACAUAACACAACAACAAUGGUUAACGUCGCUCUAACGGACAGUUUGAUCCGUUUGUUGAAUGCUACGGUCAGCUACCAUUGUGUCGACGAUUGGGACACUGGAAUACGACGCGGUCUGGAAAACGGCACGCUCGAUCUAGGAGUAUCACCAAGUUAUAUGACGGCGAAACGUCUGAGGCAAGUACAGUUCGUCACCAUGACGGCGCCGCUGAGAUACGCGUUCAUAUUCCGCUCGCCCAAACUUUCCUACACGGGCAAUGUUUUCAUCCUCUCGUUUCACAAGCACGUCUGGCUGUCCACCAUCGGGAUUAUGUUGCUUGGAAGCUUUCUACAGUUAGUGAUAAAUCACGUGGAUGAAACAGUUUCUGUUAAGCCCAGCUCCGACGACGAAACGAACAAGCUGGAAGGCAUUAGCGGAGCGUUGUUGAACAUGAUAAGCAUAGCCGCCCAGCAAGAGGCACUCGCUCGGUUGAAAUCUUUAUCCUCCCGGACGCUGAACAUCAUUAUGCUAAUCAGUCUGAUGGCACUGUACAUUUGCUUUUCCGCCAACAUUGUAGCGUUGAUUCAGUCACCUUCGCGCGAAAUUCGCACCGUGGAAGAUCUGCUGCAUUCCGGCGUACAGCUGGCAGCGCAAAACAGUUCCAUCAAUCGCAUUUUUAUGCCCAACCAAACGGAUUCGGUACGGAGAGAAGUGUAUGCCAGAAUAAGGGAAUCGAAGGCGUUCCUACCGGUGGCUGCCGGAGCUGAGCGAAUACGGCAGGGACUGUUCGCGUUUCACGCGGAUUCAAAUCUCGUUUACCGUUACAUGCUGGAACAUUUUCAGGAGGAAGAAAAGUGCAACCUACAGACGAUUCGAUACCUUGAACCGCUGGAUGGAUAUUUUUCAAUUGGAAAGGAUUCGCCCUUGCUAGAGCAUGUGAAAAUUGGGAUGAUUAAACUGCAAGAGUUCGGAAUGCAAGAGAGAGCCAUAGCUGCUCAUUACACAGGAAGUCCACCGUGCAUUGGCGACAGUGUUUUCGAUCCGGUUUCCAUAAUAGACGCACUGUUUGCCGUGCAAUUGAUGGCAUUUUCACUGGUUUUGGCUGCUGUAAUUCUCGUACUGGAGAGAACCUUGAAACGUUAUCGCGUGCAACAGUUGCUGCUGACAAAACUUGAUGCUUUCGUCAAACGGUGCCUAAUUCGAAUCCGCGAUAUUUGGGCAGGGUGGCGUCAUCUCUAG
This is a messenger RNA of Sabethes cyaneus, 1290 nucleotides long. RefSeq lists its product as uncharacterized. NCBI's taxonomy places the organism in Eukaryota, Metazoa, Arthropoda, Insecta, Diptera, Culicidae. Gene Ontology annotation, cellular component: membrane. The transcript has 3 exons. Bases 1 to 1290 code for a protein of 429 amino acids. The record is from RefSeq and is a predicted model, not a curated record. Gene Ontology annotation, molecular function: ligand-gated monoatomic ion channel activity.